Magallana angulata is the source of this 913-nucleotide messenger RNA. RefSeq lists its product as uncharacterized. The transcript has 4 exons. Lineage: Eukaryota; Metazoa; Mollusca; Bivalvia; Ostreida; Ostreidae. The record is from RefSeq and is a predicted model, not a curated record. Bases 113 to 901 code for a protein of 262 amino acids.
GCCUCACACCUGGUAUAAAAGGCUGAGAGCACUUUCAUGCUCCAUUGCAUACAGUAUUUUAUUCAAACGCGACGCUUCGCACAUAGACUGCAGAUACGCUUUCUGAAGAAUAAUGGCUGCCAGUGCAGAACGUCAAAUAUGUUGUGCAUGUGAAAACCGGGGCAAGUGCAAGAGUUGUGAAUGCCGUCGAAGAGGAUGCAACAAUUGUGCAAAUCCUUCUUGUCAAUUCAAGAUUACAGCAUCAACAAGCCGGUCCCGCAUUCAUCCCUAUGCAGCAAACAGUUCAAGAAAUCAGCCUCAAGGUGACCAAGGGACAAGCCGGAAUCAAGAUCUCCAAGUGGCUGCUAUGCCUGCAAAUAGAGCAGAUGAAGAAGAAAGGGUUUCAUUGACGGCUGUAGUCGACAGGAUGUCCGAGGGAGAGUUACGCAGGUGCCUUAGAGCAGCUGCAAUAGCAGAGCCUGAGGUCAUGCGAAACUUUAUCAUAGGACAGCAUAGAGUAGAACCUGUGAUUGGUGAUCCUGGUAGCUCCAAUUCAAAUGUUCCAGGAUGUUCAUGUGGAAAAUGUAUAGUAUUUACUGAUCCACGAAUGAACAUCUGCUGUGGACAACGUCCAUGCAUUACCUCAAAAACAGAAUUUAAAAAUCUGUGUUUGAGGCAUGAUGUGCUGGAAGUUGCUAACAUUUUGAAUUGGAGCUAUCAGUUCAAUCAGGAACCCAGCUUUAGGAACUCAACCUUCAGAAACCAAGCCUAUAGGAAUUUUAUUCUUUGGCAGCAUGGUCGCUUGGGAGCCAGGAGACGAGUGCCAGUCCCUUCCUGUGUGUGUAAGACAGUGAGGGACCGAUUCCCGGAAUCAAAUGGACUAUACAGAGGAUACCAUUCCGCAAACUCUGAUUCAGAAUAAAAAAUUCAUCAA